Messenger RNA from Marasmius oreades (fairy-ring Marasmius), 3977 nucleotides. RefSeq lists its product as uncharacterized. The transcript has 15 exons. The coding region runs from base 26 to 3955 and encodes 1309 amino acids. The record is from RefSeq and is a predicted model, not a curated record. Gene Ontology annotation, cellular component: trans-Golgi network. Lineage: Eukaryota; Fungi; Basidiomycota; Agaricomycetes; Agaricales; Marasmiaceae.
UGACCCACGAUCGCAUGGACUCUCGAUGGACACUCAUGUAUUUGCUUCUCUAGCUCAAGUCCGAAUUCUAUUGGUUCCAAUAGGACCUAUAUCUUCUACCUUGUUUGAGAAACAUGCCUCUGAAAUCCGAAGUUUCGACUCCAUACGCCUUGGAGACAUUCCGGAGGCUAACAACGAUGAACGAGCUCGAUUUACACCAAAGCCCCUCUCGAUGGGUCAUUUACAUCUGAGCUACCCUUCCCACCCCCCACCAGCUCCCCAUUCACCGCUCUCUCUCAUUCGACCUUCUCACUUUCCUUUGGCUGUUAUCGGGAUUGCGUCAUGUUCUCAGACCGUAAACAUUUCCUCUGUGAACUCUCAGUUCAAUUCUGCCGUGCUCACUAUGUUCUCUGGCGACGUGCCGUAUCCUCUCGCGAAGAACUGCUUCGUAUUCGAAGAGGGUGAUGGUACUUCUAGUAUUUCCGGGAAUGAGAGCAUUCCAGGUCUGGUAAUCUUUCCAAGUGUGAUGGGGAAUACAAAGUUGUACAUCGGGACCCUUUUGGCGGACCUUUGUUCAAACAUACUUGGCGAGUUCAGUGUAUUGCUUCAACGACUCGAAAACCCACUCGGCAAUGAAUAUCUCAAUGCAUCCUCCCUCCCUACACUCCCUCCUCUAUCAGAAAUGCCUUUGUCUCUGGAUAUGACCAGCGGUCGCCUUCCUACAUUACCCUCGCACAACAGCCACCCGGAAAUAUCAAGAGUAACUUCAUUAUCUGCGCCCCAAAUGAAGCGAAACUCGUCCCUUGGCGUACCAACGGCCAAGAAACGAAUCAGUGGAAUCGGGGCUGCUUCAUCCGAUGGACGACUGUACAAAGUGAUGGCCGACCUCUUUCUUUUGUCCGGAAGGACGCAAGACGCUAGUAUAUGGUAUACUGAAGCCUUGCAAUUAUUCAAGCCCUCGGUUGACAGCAUAUGGCAGGCAUCAGCCCUCGAAGGGCUAGCUACUAUUUCGGUCCUCGAUGCAUGGUCGACUGGCCAAGGCCUACAAACAUCUUCCAAUACUUCGCGAGAGCCGUGGAGUGAAUCUUCAGACAAGUUGACUCAAGCGACUGCAUUGUACUGUAAGCCAUCAAUCAUCGAGGGCGAGCAGAAUAUGUCCUUGUUGUCAUAUCUCUAUUGCACAUGUGUCCUGCGGCAUUCAUCUCUGCUCUUUUCCAUCUGGUCGGCCAAAGGCUGGGGACCUUUAGCUUUCACGACAAUGCUACAUUCUGGCCCAAUCCCAUACGUACCUCCUACCGUUACUCAGGAAACACGGGACUCCUGGUCUAAGGUGGAAAGGCUUAGUAUGAUAUCUGGAGUUUCGCGCCACUCCAUUUCCAAUGUCAUUGCUCAGGCUCACGGACCAUGGCUUCUCCAUCUUGGUGUCCGGGAACGAAUAUCCAUUCUUGAGGUGAUGGCUAGCAUGUAUUCUUGCCUGGGCUACAAGAGGAAGGAGGCCUAUAUACUGCGAGAAGUUCUCGGUUGUAUAAUGGAUCUUAUCGUUUGCGGACGUGAAGAUGGAAGCCAUCCCCCUUUUAGCAACGGGGCAGGACUUGGUAUCCACGGUAUAACAGCCAAUUCAACCACUCAAGUCGGAGUACGCUUAACUGAGCGCUCUGAUGGGAACCAGAGCGUUUUGGAGCUUCUAAAGAGAGUUUGUCGAGUGCUUGGUGUGAAUUUGGAUGCCGUGAAAACUGUCGACUUACUUGACAGCCCAAUUUCACCUGCUACCGACGAUACUGCAGAUAACCAGGAGCCAUUUGGAUGGCCAGAACUCCAAGUAGGGGUAAUCAGAGAGUCUAUCGCAGUUGCUGAGGCGUUGCCCGAUUUCCUUGCUGUCGCACAAUACGCCCUCUCGUCAUUGAAAACCCUCAUCGAUGUCCUUACUCCCGGAGACCAGUAUCAUUUAUACUCGACGGCUGCUCGUGCCUUGUCUACCGCCAAACGGAGAGGUUCCAGUACAGGAGUCGAGUUCUGGCUCAGCAGACCUAUAGUCAGCAUUGCCCUUGCACCACUCCCUUUGAUACGUUUACCGAUUGAGAAGCCUAUGUCCGCGCUUCAACCCCGACCAUCCGAUCCUAACACUAUAUUAACUGGUGCCACUGAUCCAUUUCUCUACAAUCCUAGGCGUGUGGAUAAUGCUCAGGACAGACAACUCGUUAUAGAGAACGAGGUCCUUGAAUUCGUCGUGCUACUUCACAAUCCCUAUGCAUUCGACUUAGAACUGGAGUGCGUAUCGUUAAGCACAUCGGGAGUCCCAUUCCUGUCAGAGCCCAUCAGGGUUGUCAUUCCAGCUUGCACGGACCAGCCCGUUAUCCUUGAAGGAAAACCUCAGCGAACGGGUAAUCUUGUGAUUCGAGGCUGCAUCGUUCAGACGCCCGGAGGUAUUCGAAAGGAGAUUCAUCUCCCGUUGGCGACUUUCGAUGAAGAAGAGCGCUGUUCUCGAGAUCGCAGUUCGUUGCAAUCCGAAUCGGACCGCUUCAAGUAUUCUGGCCUCGAAGCUCUACCAUGGGAGAAGGCCAUCAAACGUCAGAGCAAACAUCUGGCAAAAGGGGCUUCCGAUAGGACAAUCCGUUAUCUGGAGUGCAAAGUCGUGCCCGAGCAACCGCUUCUACGAAUCCGGCGUACAUCUGUAACUCAUGGCGCUCUUAUGUUAUACGACGGUGAAAUGUCAACUCUACAGAUGACACUCGAGAACAUAUCCCCGCUAGCUAUCGAUUUCAUACGGCUUGUCUGUAGUGACUCUACAAUUGCUCCUGCUCAACAAGCGCUCGCCGAAGGCAACCUCUCGGUGUUUGACACUUAUGAAACCGAGUAUGCUCUAAUAAACCAACCAGUGUUUUCUUGGAACAAGAAGGACGAUAUGACAAUACCCCCUCAUCGUAAAACCUCAUUGACCAUUUCUUGUUUCGGCAAGGUCGGUUGCACAGCGGGAACAAUACAUGUUUCAUAUUCAUAUGUACAUCGCAGCGCCCCAGACGUUUCUGACGUCCUCCAUACUCGCCAGUUAUCUUUCCCCCUAAUGGUCACAGUGUAUCAUAUGUUAGAGUGCCAUGGGAUGGACAUUCUUCCCUUCCCAUCGUUCUUCCCCAAACACCUUGACAAGUCCAGCAAGGAACGGAUACCCACAGCAGGCAUCGACAACGAAACGAACUGGUGCUUAUUUGCGGUAGAUGUAAGGAACGCGUACGGUUCUCCUUUCAAGGUGUCUGUUGAUCGGAUGCAAGACGGCGUUCCGGAUGCGGGGUCCUCUGUGACCAUUCCACCUGGUCUAACAUCGCGGGUCAUCAUUCCGAUCAGGAAAUUCAUCCUUUCUGAAGAACAUACUUCUCGGCCAAUCCCUACCUUGUCCGAUAGGCAAUUCGUUGUAGAUAAAUCCAAGCUCCCUGAAAAUGAACAGAAGGUACAGCGAGAGUUGUUCUGGUAUCGUGAAGAGCUCUUCAAGUCACUGUGUUGUAGAUGGCAAGAGGCCAACGGAACUCGAUUUGGUGAUUUAUCCCUUCGGCGACAACGCCUCACUUUGAACAUGUUGGAAACAUUGCGUUCGGAGACUAUUGUUGUCAGACUCUCACUUGUUCGACAUGCUACCGGUACAGGUUCGGCGGUUCCUGUGGCACAAAAACAUGGAAAGCAUUAUCCACCUUCUUAUCACAUACUACGUCUGCGAACGAAAAUCACCAAUAUGUCGCGUACGCCUCACGCAUUGACCGUUAAUAUACAUGUUGAACCGACAGAGCACAUGAUUCAUGACGGCGCGCUCUCUGAAAUUCCAGUCGGCACACUCGGUAAGAAUGAGUCUCAAGAAAUUGAUGUAGGGAUAUGCUUCCUCAGCCAUGGUCGCUUUGAUAUCAAUGCCGUCGCAAAAGUUGUUGGGAAUCCUCAUCAGCACGAGAAAGGAAUGACACACCUUGCAUGUAUCGUGGGUCCAGAGGAGUAGAGGGAUCGGGCAUUGGAAUAGA